Molecule: messenger RNA, 1767 nt
Organism: Cyclospora cayetanensis
Lineage: Eukaryota; Apicomplexa; Conoidasida; Eucoccidiorida; Eimeriidae
Exons: 11
Coding region: 88-1767 (559 amino acids)
Biological process (GO): Golgi organization; intra-Golgi vesicle-mediated transport; intracellular protein transport
Cellular component (GO): COG complex; cis-Golgi network; membrane
Source: RefSeq, a predicted model, not a curated record
CUCCUGCAGGCGGAGGCUAGCCUUUGCGGCUAUGAGGCCCUUCGGACACGCUGUCUCUCGCUCCUUCUUUCUGCCGCGUUGCAGCACAUGCGACACACAGAAGACUUAUUGCUGGAGCGGCUCAAGGAGAAGCAGGCGCAGCAGCAGCAGCAAGAGCAGCAGCAGGAAGAAGAGAGUCUCGAUCUUUCGGUGCUUCAUGUGCAGUUUGAGGUCCUGAUGGCAGCUACAAGGCCUGUUAUGCAAAUUCUCACGGAGCGGCAGGCUAGAGGAUGCAGUGACGCCUACCUCAGAACGCUCGAGCAGCUAAGGGAGCAGUACUGUGCCAUGCGGCUGCGGCUGCUCCUCCCGUCCCUCAAAAAACACUUGCAGGGUGCCCUAAGGUUCCUGUUGGAGAGUCUAGCCACAGCGACGUAUGAUGAACUGUUCCCGGCAGUCCUGGCAUGCAGCAGCGUCGAAGAGCUUUGCGAUAUCCGCGAGACCUUGUUGCUUGAGAUAGCGGCUGCGCAAGAGGCCUCUGCGGAUGCAUCUCCGCUGCUGCAAAAAUUGUAUCAACUCACUAUCGACGUGCAAGAACGGCUCUUCUUCCGUCUGGAGGUAACUGUUGAUGCGGAGAUUUCUCGCUACGCCGUCAAUCCGCAGGAGCUCUCGAAGGAAUGGAUAUUACAGCAGACAUAUCCGCCAGUUCGCAGGGCCCUUCACCUGGUGUUGCUGCUGCUGCAGCGCAGCAGCAGGAGCCGGGAGAGUGGCGGCUCAUCUGCGGCUGCAGCGGCAGGAGACCCCUUCGAUGCCGCCUGCAGCGACGUGCUGGCUGCCUGUCUCGUUUCUCUCGACGCUGCCGCUCGCAGUGUGGGGGCAGCCCGUCUGCCUCUCUUCAGUGAGCCAACGGGGAAAGCGGCGUGUGCGGCAGCGACUUUGCCAGCCGCUCUCUCGGCUCCUCCAAGCAACGUCGAGGUCUCAUUGAUGGUCAGCUUGUUCCUCAUCAAGAACCUAACUCUCCUCCACGACAUCUUGAGUUCUUAUGAAAGUCGCUUUGUCCGAAGCGAACGGCAGCUUGCCUUUCCCGGGGUAGCUGGCUCCUUCUUCCAGCUGCUGCGUCUUGCGGGAGCAGCGGCUCCCCGCAACACCGCUUCCGCCGGCACAGCUCCCUCCAUCCCCGCAGAUGAAGGCUUUUUCGCAUUUCUUUUGCCAAGGGUCUCUGAAACUACCUUCAAUGCUGCGGCUGCUAUCCACGAAAUGCUCGCCACUGCGUGCAACGACUUUGUGGCUGCCGCUGUCGCUCUCAAGACUUUACGAGAGCGUCUCGAGGCGUUCGCGGCGGCGAGUCGGGCAGUGCUGCCUCCUUUGGUGGGGUUGUUGUUGCCUGCUUUGACGCCUGAGUACUUCUCGGAGGAGGGGGCCCUUCUCUUCACGGGAGCAGCGGGGCGAGGCUCCCAAACGUCUCAAGAAGAGGAGGCCCUUACAAACGUCGAUUUCUUACUCAGACCUGUUGUAGAGGGGAUCCUCUCCAAGAUCAGGGAAGUGGAUGAUUUGCUGCAAAAGGAGGCUAAGCUGGACAGCGCUACCCUUCUGGCGGUGGGGUGGAGCCUGGACUAUGCUGAGAAGGAGAAAGAAAUAAGGGAGCUGGUGCGCGAGGCAGCAUACGAGGCCUUUGCUGCUGCUAAGAGACACAGUGCAGCGGAGAAGCUCGGGCAGCUAGAGAGUCUUCCCGCGCCGCAGUCAGGUGUAGGAGAAGCGGCAGAAACGCUCUGUAGGCCUUCGGAAUCCUGA